AAACCCAAUUAUUUCCUUGCUCGUGGAAUCAAAGAUUUCAUGUAUCUGCUUAAUACUAAAAUUUCGACGGAGAGCAGCCGCCAUUCUGAAACGAAGAUUUGUCGUCAACAUGGCUACAAGCAACAGAGAAAGUCGGCGGAGGAAAAUCGUUGAAAGAGGAUCCGACCGCUUGGCUUUUAUUAAGGGUCGAAUCGAAAACCUGCCUUCUCAGUCGCUUGACCAAACCGACAGCGACCCUCUUCAGCCGCUGGUUCCCCACGACCAAGAUCCUCCACCCACCAUCGCAACUCAAGCCGCCGCUUCUCCUGAUGCCCAUGCUAAAGCCGCUAGUCCUGUGUUGCCAAAACAUGAUUAUUUUGAUGCUGGUCAGAGUCCGACCAGUGCUUAUAAUGGUGAAAUUGGUGAGGGAUCAGUUUUGCACAGAAGCGGGACGAGCAUUGAUUCUUCAAAAUAUCCUGCCUUGGAUGCAAGUGUUGAGGCGAAUUUAUUGCCAGUUUUGUUGGAUGAUCAAAGUUCAUUUAGUUCUACUUCAGGAUUGGAACAGCAGUCAGAAACACGGACACGACAAAACAAUUUUUUCACUCCUAAGCAAAUAAGUUCUGCCAUUGAUGCAUCUGAGAAGACACGCCUUCUAUGUUCAGUAACUGUGGCUAUUUUAGUCAUAUUGUCACAUUUGGGAUUUCCUUUUCUAGGAAACAGAUUCUUAGGGAGCAUUAUUAGCUUUAGGCCUCUUUGCUUCAUUUUGCUAACCAAUUUAACGGUGGUGAUUGCGAGACUUCUUGUUGGUGAUUGUGGAGGUUCUCAGAGAGCUAUCAGAGAAGAGAACAGGAAUGCUUCCACAGAGGAAAAUAAUUGGGCUGAGCAAUUAAGCAAGACUUUGGAGGUUGGAUUGGUAGCGCAGAAGGUGAUUGAUGCGGUGUUCAUGGAUUGCAGUGUAUAUGCAGUAAUUGUCAUAUGUGGAAUCUCCUUCACAUAGCAAUUCAGCAAGCAUAUUUCUGUUGAUUAGUUUCGCCAUGUGUUAGGUGUUGUAUGUUUUAGCUCCCCACUGAACUUUUCCGAGCUGAAUAGAUCAAGAAUGAUAUUCUUUUGUGUACUUGUGAGUCAUUUUUUUUAAUAUUACAAACUAUAUAUAAUAAAGUAUCGGUUUGCAUAUCUGUAAUUCUCACACUGCAAUUGUGUGGUACCUGAAUUGAUUUACCAGAUACCAGGAA
Molecule: messenger RNA, 1211 nt
Organism: Theobroma cacao (cacao)
Lineage: Eukaryota; Viridiplantae; Streptophyta; Magnoliopsida; Malvales; Malvaceae
Source: RefSeq, a predicted model, not a curated record